AUGAAUGAUAAUGGUGAUGAGAAUGGGGCGAUAGAGGCAAGAUGGUCUGCCCCUCCCCAUGCAUAUUGUAAAGUAAAUGUUGAUGCUUCAUGGGAGGGAGGUUCGAAGCUAACGGGGUUGGGUGUGGUGGUUUGGAACUCGAAUGCUAUGUGUUUGGGCAGCAGCUGUAAUACCAGACUGGCAGGGUUGGCUAUUGAGGCGGAGGCUCACGCGGCUUUGAGUGGAGUACAUUUGGCUGCUCAAAUAGGGAUAUCACAUGUGGUUUUUGAAUCUGAUUCAAAGGAGUUGGUCCAGUUUGUCAAAGGCCAUAUUCAGAAGAGUAGAUGGACUAUCUUCCCCAUUCUAAUUGCAAUUCAAAGAGUUUGCAGUGGUUUCAAUUUGUGUUCUUGGAACUGGGUGCACCAUGGUGCAAACAAAGUAGCAGAUGCGGCAGCUUCUUAA
Molecule: messenger RNA, 441 nt
Organism: Prunus dulcis (almond)
Lineage: Eukaryota; Viridiplantae; Streptophyta; Magnoliopsida; Rosales; Rosaceae
Exons: 1
Coding region: 1-441 (146 amino acids)
Molecular function (GO): RNA-DNA hybrid ribonuclease activity; nucleic acid binding
Source: RefSeq, a predicted model, not a curated record